AUGGUAGCGAACUUGACACAACGGCCUGUGGCCUUGCUAGGUGCUGGGACCCAAGGUCGAAGGCUGGCAUACAUGUGGUCGAGCAAAGGUCGGCCAGUCCACUUGAUCGACGCACAAGAAAAGCAACUUCAAGAUGGCGUGGAGUACAUAAAAGGACUCCGUAUGUCGGCCAAAAAGCCUGACGCAUCAUGGGGCGAAGUCAAGACAUUUUCAGCGGAUCAGUUGAGCACGGCAUUGCAAUCAAGCUGGCUCGUGGUUGAGUGUGUGCCGGAGAAACUCGAACUCAAGCGAAGUAUGAUCGCACAGUUGGACAAAUUGGCCCCAUCUUCGACAAUCAUCGCUUCAAACUCGAGUAGUUAUCCAAUCUCGGAGUUGAUAGAAGGGCUGCAACUGUCAAAUGAUCGUCGAAUACUCAGUGCCCACAGCUACUGGCCUCCAGAAACUUCUGCACUCGAGAUCAUGGGUCACCAACGGACUAAUCCUGAAUGCAUAUCAUUGCUCCUGGAGGAGUCUCGAGAACAUGGCUUUAGCCCGUUUCACGUCAAGAAGGACUCGAUGGGUUAUAUCUACAACCGUAUCUGGGCAGCAAUCAAACGGGAAGCAUUACUCACAGCAGCUGAGGGUGUGGCAACACCAGCAGAGAUAGAUAGCAUUUUCAAGGACGUCUUGAAAACACCAAAAGGACCAUUCGAGCAGAUGGAUGUAGUGGGAUUGGAUGUUGUGCUCAAUAUUGAGGAGCACUAUGCAGAGAAACGGCCGGACAUUCCUUCGGAACCUCGAGACUAUCUGAAAAAAUUGAUUGAUAAUGGACAAUUAGGAGUCAAAAAUGGACGUGGAUUUUACGAAUACUGA
Molecule: messenger RNA, 852 nt
Organism: Exophiala bonariae
Lineage: Eukaryota; Fungi; Ascomycota; Eurotiomycetes; Chaetothyriales; Herpotrichiellaceae
Exons: 6
Coding region: 1-852 (283 amino acids)
Biological process (GO): fatty acid metabolic process
Molecular function (GO): oxidoreductase activity, acting on the CH-OH group of donors, NAD or NADP as acceptor; NAD+ binding
Source: RefSeq, a predicted model, not a curated record